GAUGAGCGACCUCAACAGUCCACCUACUGAUUUCACGUUAAACCAUGAUGAUGAAAUAAAAACAACUCCAAAUCUUAAUAACGUAAAGAUACCGAUGAAAAAACUUAUAUUUCAAAAAAUUAAAAGAUUUAUGGAAAUAAUGAGCUAUUUUCGACUGAUGUUUGCGUUAACUCUUUAUAUCUUAAUUUUAAUCGAUUUAAUUAGUAUACAACAAAAUAAAGAAAAAUAUUUUUGGAUUGAAAUUUUAUUGCAGGUUCAUAUGAAAAUUAAGCAUCCAAAACGACUAAAAAACUUGUUAAGAGCUAUUCGAAUUUGGGCUGCAAAUCACCGUGCAAAAAGUUCUUCGAGAAUUCAAAAACUCUGUGAGCCUGAUGAUUCUUCAAAUUCAGUAUCCCAAACGGAUACUCAUUCAACAUCUAAACCUGAAAAAUUGGUAAUAGCUGUAAAAGUUUCAUUGGAACUUCCGCCAUUCAUAAAAAAUUUACAAAAACUUGUAUCUCAAAGUUAUGGAUGGUAUUUAUAUGAUGUCGAAGAUAAUUCGUUGAUUUGUUCUCCAGCAAAGUUAUCAAUUAUUUUGAUUACUUGGAAUAUUGGGAGUUUAAUGCAAUAUGGAAUUUGUG
Messenger RNA from Racocetra persica, 620 nucleotides. The record is from the annotation of a GenBank genome assembly. NCBI's taxonomy places the organism in Eukaryota, Fungi, Glomeromycota, Glomeromycetes, Diversisporales, Gigasporaceae.